AAACUCCAAAAAAGUUCCAGCAGACUAAACGACAGUCAAAACUCAUUUUAACCAUAGAAUGCGUUCGCCUAAAGAGUAUCAACUGGUUGCAUUUUGUGACAGUGCUAAAAUUGCGUACAGAUUCCCAUAGUCAGCAUAAAUAUUAAUAGAAACAGCCAGUGCAUGUGUGGGGUGUCCUUGCGGAUCGAACUCCACCGCCACAUCGUAUGGCCACAGAGAGGAGAGCGGGCGCCGAGCUGCUGGGCCUGCAACCGCCACCACGAGAUGAUGGGAACAAGGAGCUGUUCCCGGCGCCGCCAGACACUGUCCAGCGCCGUGGGGCAGGCGAACUAAGCUACAACGAGUUCUACUGGCAAUACAUGCACCACAAUUGGCCCGUCAUCAUCACGGAUGUGUCCUCCAACUGGCAGUGCCAGCAGUGGACCAGCAGCAACGGGGACGACAAUGCCAAUGCAAAUGACACGACGAACACUGCUCACAUCAAUUUUGACUACCUCAGGGGACGCAUUGGCAACUGUCCAGUGCCGGUGGCCGACUGCAAUGCCACCUACUUCAACAGCCAUGCCAAAGUGGAGCUGAAUUUUCACGAUUACCUGAGCCGCUGGCAGGGCCGCAUCGAGAGUGCGGGCGAGGCGGAGGUGAACAGCAAUGUGGCAAGGAAGACGAAUGAUAAUCUCUACCUCAAGGACUGGCAUCUGGCUGCCCAAAUGCCCAGCUAUGAUUUCUACAAGGUGCCUAAGUACUUUGCCUCCGACUGGCUGAACGAACAGUUGAUGGAACAGAAGCGAGACGAUUAUCGAUUCGUUUACAUGGGACCCAGGGACUCGUGGACCUCCUAUCAUUCGGAUGUCUUUGGUUCGUUCAGUUGGUCCACGAAUAUUGUGGGCCACAAGAAGUGGCUGAUUAUGCCGCCCGGCGAGGAGCUCAAGCUAAGCGACCGCCUUGGAAAUCUGCCAUUCAGCAUCAACGAGCAGUUGCUGGAUGAGCACAAAGUGCACUACUUCACCAUCAAUCAGAAGGCCAAUGAGGCGGUCUUUGUGCCCAGCGGCUGGUACCACCAGGUGUGGAACCUCACCGACACCAUAUCGAUCAAUCACAACUGGUUCAAUGCCUGCAACGUGCCUCUGGUCUGGCGCAAUCUGCUCAACAACCUGAAGGCCGUACGCAGGGAGAUCUCCGAUUGCCAGCAAAUGGAUAACUUUGAGGCCCACUGCCAGACCAUGCUGCGGGCCAGCUUCGGCAUCAACUACCUCGAUUUUAUAGAACUUUUAGAGUUCAUAUCCGCACGUCGAUUGGCCGCACUCGCAGAUAGUUCAACGACCACCAAAUUUUUACUUUUUGAUACCUAUAAAAUGUGCGAUUUCCAUGUGAAAUGCGAUCUCGAGUGCUUGCGCAAGCUGCUGACUCUGAUGCUGCAGGAUGCCAGCGUACAGCAGAGUCCUGCUCAAUUGUUGGAACGCUGCCAGCGUUUGCUCAGCCAAAUCCUCGUCUAGUCGUAUAAAGCCUUGGCAGGGCGUAUUUUUUUAUACCAAAGUUGUAUGCGUAUACAAAAGAUAGUCGUAAAU
Molecule: messenger RNA, 1565 nt
Organism: Drosophila guanche
Lineage: Eukaryota; Metazoa; Arthropoda; Insecta; Diptera; Drosophilidae
Gene: JMJD4
Product: 2-oxoglutarate and iron-dependent oxygenase JMJD4 homolog
Exons: 2
Coding region: 207-1493 (428 amino acids)
Biological process (GO): protein hydroxylation; negative regulation of gene expression; positive regulation of translational termination
Cellular component (GO): cytoplasm; nucleus
Molecular function (GO): histone H4R3 demethylase activity; sequence-specific DNA binding
Source: RefSeq, a predicted model, not a curated record